UUUAAUAAGAUCCUCAACCCCCCAAUAGAAUCUCUAUCCUCUUCUCUUCUCUCUGCAACUUCACAAAUCAUAACUCUCCAUUAAUCUCCAAUCCGAUCACUUUCUCUCUCCACACUUCACCCUUUACAUAUUUCCUUCCCUCUCCCUCUCCUUCUCUCUCUCCCUCUCCCUCUCCCUCCGUCUCUGUGACUAUAUAUACAUGCACCCUAUGCGCUACAAGAUCCCACGCUCUCUGUAACCCUGUCUGAUUACAGAAACUGUUUCUUGGAGGAGGAUUACAGAGAUCUUCCGGUGGUGAUACUUAUAUAUGAUAUAAAUAUUACAUACCCUUGUCGUUUCUCUGCUUCUUUUCAGCUUUCUGUCCUCUGCAAUGGAAGCGAACUCCGUGGUGGAGGUGAGAGAAAGGCGGCGGCCACUGAGUCGACUCAACUCCUUCAUGGCGAGGAGUCGAGUUGGCAAGUGGUUUAAACUCACCGAGCGGAACUCCACGUUCACCACCGAGUUAAGAGCCGGCACGGCCACGUUUCUAACCAUGGCUUACAUCUUAGCCGUCAACGCUUCCAUCCUCGCCGACUCGGGCGGCACCUGCUCUGUUUCUGACUGUCUUCCCCUCUGCUCCGACCCGGCCGUCCCAAUCUCUGCCUGUAACGGUUCCAAUCUCCGGAUCAUCCAACCGGACGAAUCCUGCAAAUUUGACCCGGUAAACCCGGGUUACGCCGCCUGUGUAGAGAGUAUACGGAAAGAUCUGAUAGUCGCCACCGUGGCUUCUUCCCUCAUUGGAUGUGUAAUCAUGGGCGCUUUCGCGAAUCUGCCAUUGGCUCUGGCUCCCGGUAUGGGCACCAAUGCGUAUUUUGCUUACACGGUUGUCGGGUUUCACGGGUCGGGUAAUGUCUCGUACCAGAGCGCUCUGGCUGCAGUUUUCAUCGAAGGCUGGAUUUUCUUAUUCAUUUCCGCAAUUGGGUUUCGCGCGAAACUCGCAAAAUUGGUGCCGAAACCAGUACGAAUAAGUUCUUCUGCAGGAAUCGGGCUUUUCCUGGCAUUUAUCGGGUUACAAAACAACCAGGGAAUCGGGUUAAUCGGUUUCAGUCCGUCAACUCUGGUUACUCUCGGAGCCUGCCCGAUCUCUUCCCGGGCGUCCGUAGCUCCUGUAGUGACGGGGGUUAACGGUACCGUCAGCCUGAUGCCGGGCGGCUCCAUCUCCGGGGAUAUUUUAUGUGUCGGGAACAGAAUGGAAAGUCCGACAUUUUGGAUGGGCGUCGUAGGUUUCGUGAUCAUCUCGUACUGUUUGGCGAAAAACAUAAAAGGCGCGAUGAUAUACGGUAUAAUAUUUGUAACGGCGGUUUCGUGGUUCCGUGACACAAAGGUAACGACGUUUCCGAGAACAAUCGCCGGUAAUGCAUCUCACGAGUAUUUUAAAAAGGUAGCGGACGUUCACGCGAUUAAAAACACUGCCGGCGCGCUGAGCUUCAAAGGGAUAAACAAAGGUCAUUUUUGGGAAGCACUAAUCACUUUCCUCUAUGUUGACAUCCUCGACACCACCGGUACUUUGUACUCCAUGGCCCGAUUUGCUGGAUUUGUGGACGAGACUGGUAAUUUCGAAGGUCAAUAUUUUGCGUUCAUAUCUGAUGCUACUUCAAUUAUUAUUGGAUCAUUGCUCGGGACAUCUCCAGUGACGACAUUCAUUGAAUCAUCAACAGGAAUUCGCGAGGGCGGUCGAACAGGACUAACCGCAUUAACCGUCGCUGGAUAUUUUUUUUUGGCAUUUUUCUUUACUCCACUGUUAUCGUCCAUACCAUCAUGGGCAGUGGGACCGCCGUUGAUUCUAGUAGGAGUGCUGAUGAUGAGAUCAAUGGCGGAGAUCGAAUGGGAAGAUAUGAGGGAGGCGAUACCGGGAUUUGUGACGAUGAUAUUGAUGCCGUUGACGUAUUCGAUAGCAUACGGGCUGAUCGGCGGAAUCGGGACGUACGUAGUGCUGCACAUAUGGGAUUGGGGGGAGGAGGUGGCGGGUAGGUUUUGUGUUGUAAAGAGGAAAGGGGAUGGAGCAGUGAAUGGUGAUGUUAAAGCUACUGAUCAGCUUGAUGUUUAGUUUAGGGUGGGUCACGGUGACGUACUAACGCUUCCUUCUUCAAUUUUGUUCUCAU
Messenger RNA from Carica papaya (papaya), 2141 nucleotides. The record is from RefSeq and is a predicted model, not a curated record. Lineage: Eukaryota; Viridiplantae; Streptophyta; Magnoliopsida; Brassicales; Caricaceae.